GAUGGGCCCCGGCGGAGGGGGCGUGGCCUAGCCGGCCAGCCGGACGCGACGCCCCGCCCUCUUGUGCCCGCGCCUGCGCCCUGCGCACCGACCGCUCUCGAGCGCCCGGGUGGGAGGUUUUUCUAUAUGAGUAGAGAAUACAGUUGUUGCAAGUAGAAGACAACAUAUUUUAGGAUGUCUGAAGAUGAAGAAAAAGUGAAAUUACGCCGUCUUGAACCAGCUAUCCAGAAAUUCAUUAAAAUAGUAAUCCCCACAGACCUGGAGAGGUUAAGAAAGCACCAGAUAAAUAUUGAGAAGUAUCAGAGAUGCAGAAUCUGGGACAAGUUGCACGAAGAGCAUAUCAAUGCAGGACGUACAGUUCAGCAACUUCGCUCCAAUAUCCGAGAAAUGGAGAAGCUUUGUUUGAAAGUCCGGAAAGAUGACCUAAUACUUCUGAGGAGAAUGAUAGAUCCUGUUAAAGAAGCAGCAGCAGCAGCGGCAGCAGAAUUUCUCCAGCUCCGUCAGGAAUCUGUAGAAGAACUUGAGAAACAAUUUAAUGAUGAAGAAACUUUAUUACAGCCUUCUUUGACCAGAUCUAUGACUGUUGGUGGAGCAUUUCACACUACUGAAGCUGAAGCUGAUUCUCAGAGUAUGACUCAGAUAUAUGCAUUGCCUGAAAUUCCUCGAGAUCAAAAUGCUGCAGAAUCAUGGGAAACCUUAGAAGCGGACCUAAUUGAACUUAGCCACCUGGUCACAGAAUUCUCUCUCCUAGUGAAUUCUCAGCAGGAGAAGAUUGACAGCAUUGAGGACCAUGUCAACAGUGCUGCUGUGAAUGUUGAAGAGGGAACCAGAAACUUGGGGAAGGCUGCAAAAUACAAGCUGGCAAUGCUGCCUGUGGCAGGUGCACUCCUCGGAGGAGCCGUAGGGGGUCCGAUUGGCCUCCUUGCAGGCUUCAAAGUGGCAGGAAUUGCAGCUGCACUUGGUGGUGGGGUGUUGGGCUUCACAGGUGGAAAAUUGAUACAAAGAAGAAAACAGAAAAUGACUGAGAAGCUCAUUUCCAGCUGUCCAGAUCUUCCCAGCCAAACUGACAAAAAAUGCAGUUAAAAACCAAACUUCAGUAUUAUUGGCUCCAACGAAUGGACCUUUGUUGCUGUUGGACACUCAGCUUUUGGAACAUGAUUAUAUCAAGCCAGAGGCUCGGUGCACAAAAUUUGUGCACUUGGAGGGGAGGUCCCUCAGUCUGGCCUGUGCCCUCACCCAGUCCAGGAACCCUUGGGGGAUGUCCAACUGAUGGCUUAGGCCUGGUCCCUGCCAUCAGUCAGACAUCCUUAGUGCUACCACAGGGGCGGAAGAGGCUCCCGUCACCACCACUGUGCUCACCAGCCGUGAGCCUGGCUCAAGGCUUCUGGCUGAGCAGCACUCCCCCUGUGGGAGCACACUGACCAAAGGGGGCAACUCCUGCGUUGAGUGUGUGCCGCCUGGUGGUCAGUGUGCAUCAUAGCGACUGGUUGUUCCACAGUUUGGUCGAUUUGCAUAUUAGCCUUUUAUUAUAUAGGACAGUGGCUGUAGAUGCUCAAGUGGGAUUGGACUGUGAUAAGUGGAUAUAUUUUUUUGUUUGCUGGGAUGUUAAUGGAAUUGAGGGGCCUGGGCUGAGGCUGUAUAAUAUUUGUCAGGUAAUUUGAAGACUGCCAGGGAGCAGAUUUUCUUCCUCGAAGUGUGAAAACUGAACCCAUAACUUUGAUAAGGACAUGUGAUGUGUGGACAUGUUGGGUUAUGAAAGAAUAAUUCCUUUCCUAACCCUGAUUUGGAGAUCCCAAGACUAAGCAUAUUAUAAAUAUGUGUUUUUUUUUAUCUUCUAAAUGUAGGAGAUUUUUUAGGUCUAUUAG
Messenger RNA from Pipistrellus kuhlii (Kuhl's pipistrelle), 1865 nucleotides. RefSeq names its product syntaxin 17 (gene STX17). Gene Ontology annotation, biological process: exocytosis; intracellular protein transport; vesicle fusion. Gene Ontology annotation, molecular function: SNARE binding; SNAP receptor activity. The coding region runs from base 175 to 1083 and encodes 302 amino acids. Gene Ontology annotation, cellular component: autophagosome membrane; endomembrane system; SNARE complex. The transcript is spliced from 8 exons. NCBI's taxonomy places the organism in Eukaryota, Metazoa, Chordata, Mammalia, Chiroptera, Vespertilionidae. The record is from RefSeq and is a predicted model, not a curated record.